Jatropha curcas is the source of this 2384-nucleotide messenger RNA. RefSeq names its product protein MICRORCHIDIA 2. Gene Ontology annotation, molecular function: ATP hydrolysis activity. The record is from RefSeq and is a predicted model, not a curated record. Lineage: Eukaryota; Viridiplantae; Streptophyta; Magnoliopsida; Malpighiales; Euphorbiaceae. Gene Ontology annotation, cellular component: nucleus.
UAGGGACAGAGCAUCUGUUUUUUCCUUUCAAUUUUAUUUAUUUUUCUUACCGGUGCACGGUAAUGUUACUGGUAUAUAAAUUUUGAAAGAGUUAUGAUUGGAGAGAGCUCCCGGUUUUCAGGCUACACCGGAGAAUCAAAUGCUAACUCUCAAUCAAAACUGAAAAAUUAUGGUUUUCCUUUUUGUGACACAAAUAUAUCGAAACCCUAAACACUAACACACAAUAAAAAUGCCUCAUAAAAAAGAGCAGAAACCGCAACCGAUCAAUGUGGUACAAAUCGAUAGUAGCAGCGAUGAAGACGAUGAUGGCGUAGCAGUGGUUAUAUCAACAACAACUAACAAAUCCUCAUCAUUUUCAUUGAAACCAAAACCAAAACCACACCCGCAGCAGAAUCAGAGCUCUGAAGAAACCGUAGUAACACCACCUGCCCCGGCCCCGGUGCCGCAGUCUGAAAGUCUCCUUUGCCGCAGUUUCUGGAAAGCUCAAGCUUAUGAUGUGGUUCUCACAGCUAGAACUUCUCUGCCUACAGGUGAGUUAGAACAUGCAAGAGUUCAUCCAAAGUUUCUUCAUUCAAAUGCAACUUCACAUAAAUGGGCUUUUGGAGCAAUUGCUGAACUACUGGAUAAUGCUGUUGAUGAGAUUCAGAAUGGUGCAACCUUUGUGAUGGUUGAUAAAAUUGAUAUCUUGAAGGACAACUCUCCUGCUUUAUUGUUUCAAGAUGAUGGUGGUGGAAUGGAUCCUGAAUCUAUCCGGAAAUGCAUGAGCUUGGGCUAUUCUUCAAAGAAAUCAAACAAAACGAUUGGACAAUAUGGUAAUGGAUUCAAGACUAGUACCAUGAGAUUGGGCGCUGAUGUCAUUGUUUUUAGCCGUGCUUCUCAUGCAAGCAAAGCAACUCAGAGUGUUGGUCUUUUAUCCUAUACUUUUUUGCGGAAAACUGGGCAGGAUGAUGUUAUUGUUCCUAUGGUAGAUUUUGACAUUUCUGGCCAUUGGGCAGAACCAAUAAUUUAUAGCUCACAAGAUGAUUGGUCUGCCAAUUUGAAAACGAUUCUUGAAUGGUCUCCUUUCUCAUCCAAGGAUGAGCUUUUGCAACAGUUUGAGGAUAUUGGACGACAUGGAACAAAAAUAAUAAUAUACAACUUAUGGCUAAAUGAUGAAGGCAUCUAUGAACUGAGUUUUGAUGACGACGACGAGGAUAUACGUUUGAGGGACGAAGCUAGUUGUGCUGGUCAAAAACUAAAUAAAAAAGUUGUUGAACUUCAAUCUCAUAUUUCUUAUCGCAUUCGCUAUUCAUUAAGGGCUUAUGCUUCAAUUUUAUACCUAAGAAAGUUCACAAACUUCAGUAUUAUAUUAAGGGGGAAGCCUGUAGAGCAGUUCAAUAUUGCAGAUGACUUGAAAUACUCAAAACUGGUGACCUACAAGCCUCAGCUUGGAAUGGCAUCAAAAGAGGUUGCUGCUGUGGAAACAAGUAUUGGUUUCAUCAAAGAGGCACCUGCUCUUUGUAUUUCUGGAUUCAACGUAUACCAUAAAAAUCGCCUGAUAAGGCCCUUCUGGAAAGUCACCAGCGAUGGUAGUUCGAAGGGGAACGGUGUUGUUGGAGUCCUUGAAGCAAAUUUUAUAGAACCAGCACAUGAUAAGCAAGACUUUGAGAGGUCAUCAGUGUUCAUUCGACUGGAAGCCAAACUUAAACAGAUAUUGACGGAUUACUGGAAUAAUCACUGCCAUUUAGUCGGAUAUCAGUAUGGUCUGGCACAAAAGAAACAUUCUGCUAAAUCAAGGAUGCCAUUGUCUAUCAACCAGCUUGAUGAAGAAGAAAUGCAUCUCGAUCAACCUCGUAAUGAUGGCCAAAUUAAUUUUCCUUUGGAACAUCCGAUUACUGGGUCUGCAGACGUAAGUGAUGGAUCACUCGAUGAAGAUAUUGCUGGGUUCAUAUCAAUUGAUCAGAUUUGUGAAGAGAACAUACAACUUUUUAUGAGGUGUGAGGAACACAGGCAGAAAGAGGCUGAGUUAAAACGCCUGGUAACAGACUUGGAGAAAGAAUUGGAACAAGAGAAGAGGAAGCUUGCUCAACUUUCUGUGCACUUGGAGACGAAGAAGAAACAGAAGGCAUUAGAACAGCAAACCCAUAAAGUUUCAUAAUGAUACUAAACUGUUACUUGUAAUGUUUUUUAGGUUUUGUAAAGCUCAGUUGUGGUACCAAUUUACCAACUUUGUAGUGUAUAGAAAUGCCAAAGUCUAUUGUGAGAGUGUGCAUCCGAGAUUGAAUUGCAAGAAACAGAUGAUCCAAUGGGUUUUAAAUACCUCAAAUUUUAUGCCUUGCAAUUUUACCCCAGAUUAUGUAAAAAUGCUAUUUAACCCUAAUUUGAAAAUCUUAGUUUCAAAUUUA